This is a messenger RNA of Eurytemora carolleeae, 721 nucleotides long. RefSeq lists its product as uncharacterized. The record is from RefSeq and is a predicted model, not a curated record. The transcript is spliced from 10 exons. Bases 334 to 699 code for a protein of 121 amino acids. NCBI's taxonomy places the organism in Eukaryota, Metazoa, Arthropoda, Copepoda, Calanoida, Temoridae.
GAAAUCCUAUACAGGAUAUCGGAUGAGGUUAAAAAUGCUGAAAGUACCAAAUCUGUAUUACUGCGUCAAAUACAGGAUUUGAAUAAAGAAUUGAAGGGUUUGGAAACUUCCGUAGGAAAAAUACAGAGGAUCGGGGCCGAAGAGAAUAUUCUGGAAGAACAGAUAUCUUCAAGAACUACAGAACUACAAGUUUUAAACAAGAAGAUACAGGAUCGGAAAAUUGAACUAGAGAAAUACACAAAGGAAAUACAAUUAUCAACCACUAACCUCAAUGAUCUAAGAACAAAUCUAACAAAGGAGAAGGAAAUACUGGAUAAAACUUCAUCCAUCAGUAUGAUAACGAAUCAGUCUCCACCCUUCAUAAUCCCUCUCUUAGCAAUUUCAGUCCUAGGCAAUUUAUUGGGAGGAGGGUAUAUAGCAACAACACUACUAUCUGAUACAUAUAGGCGCUCUGACGUGGAUGAAAUAAUUCAAUUGAUCCCAUCUUCCACCAAUCAGAAUGGAGGUAAAAACCAGAAGAAUUUAGAGGAUAAUAAUGAUGUUUGGGCGGAGAAUUCGGAUAAAAUGGCAGAGUCUGCGAAUACCUACGAUGGGAUUGCGGAGGAUGUUUUUAUGAAAAACUACCAACAAAUGCAAGAGAAAAGAUUUACAAGUAUUCACGCUCCUGAGGCGUAUUAUGAUUUACCGAGAUACUUUUAGAAUAUAUUUUCUUAAAAAUUUU